CAGACGUGGCAGCGGGAGCCCCGUCAGGAGGGCGAGAGCCUCGAGGACCACGUGGGGCGCGUCGUGGGCAAGGUCGCGCCGUCCAUGCUGCUCUCCACCUGCGCCGAGGCUCCUCUGCUUCUUCCUAGUUGGUCGCUCUUGGAACAUCGGCUUCGUGUCCUCCUUCGGCCACCACUUCGCCUUCGCCCUCGCCUUCGGCUUCCUCCUCCAGAUGACCUGCUUCGUGGCUCUCCUCGCCCUCGACGCCCGUAGGAUCGAGUCAAACACGUGGGACUUGUGUUGCAUCAUCCAAGGCGAGGCGUCAGCUGGGAGGGAAGAGUCGAGCGUUUGUUACGUCAUCUUUGAUCAGCUGAUUGCUCCUUUCAUUUUUAAGGACCUGAUACGCGUGGUCGUUCUGCUGCUGUUCGCGGGGGUGUUCUUCGCGUCCGUGUCCUUUACGAACAGACUCGAGAUCGGGAUGGAGAGGAAUGCGUCCGUGACUGAGGAUUCCUUCUUGCACAAGUUCUUCAAGCAACAAGACAGCUUCCUCGCCGUUGGUCCUCCUGUCUUCUUCACGAUGACUGAGGGCUUCAACUUCACUGACUUCGACGAGCAGAACUUGGUGUGUCAGUUCUCGGGUUGCAGAGAUGACUCAAUGUUGCAAGUGAUCUAUGCCUCGUCGAUGAAACCGGAGAUGACCUACCUGGCCACGAAAGCAACAUCCUGGAUUUCGACCUACUUUGCCUGGCUUCGAGAUUUUACGGGCGAAGGCUUUGUAAUUGCCGCUUGUUGCAGACUCGACAGCGAUGGCAACUUCAUCGACACCUCAGACGCGUUUUCCAUGGAAGCCGCAGCGACAUGCCUGCAGCCGGAUGACUUCACCUCGAGCCGCCCGCGCCCGGCCCUGUUCAUGAGGCACCUGGGCGACUUCCUCUCCGACAACCCCCACGGCACGAUGUGUCCCGCCGCCGGCCACGUCUCCUUCGGGGACGCCGUCGAGAUCCUCGAGGACCACGCAGGAUACCCCUACGUCGGCGCCACCUCCUUCAUGGCUUACAGCGCUCGCCUCGGGUCGUCGUGGGACCGCGUCAGCGCCCUCAGCUACGCGCAGAAGCUCGGCGAGAACUUCACGCGGUUCCUGCAGGAGAACAGCAAGUUCACGAAGGACGUCCGGGUGUUCCCCCACAGUUCCUUCUACGUGUACUACGAGCAGUACCUGACGAUGUGGGCUGACACGGGCGUGAGUCUGGGCGUGUCCGUGGCCUCCGUGUUCGGCGUCAUGCUCCUGCUGACCUUUGACCUGGCCUCCUCGCUCAUCGUCCUGGUCACCAUCGCCAUGAUCGUCGUCGACAUGAUGGGCAUGAUGUUCUGGUGGGGCAUCUCGCUCAACGCCGUCUCGCUCGUCAACCUCGUCAUGACGGCGGGCGUUUCCGUAGAGUUAUGCUGCCACAUCAGUUACUCCUUCGUCACUUCCCGUCAGUUCACCAAGCUGACUCGCGCUCAGGAAGCUCUGGCUACUGUGGGCUCUUCGGUAUUUUCCGGCAUCACCUUGACAAUGGCGUGCGGCAUCGCUGUUCUAGGAUACGCACAAUCGCAGCUUUUCAGGAUGAUUUGUCUCCCUAUGUUCUCCGGGAUGCUGGUCAUAGGAGCAUCCCAUGGACUCAUCUUCCUGCCCGUUCUCCUCUCUCUCUGUGGUCCCAAGAUGAACAGAGUGCUCGCCAAUGAAAAGCAAAUGACGAAACACAAGGAGAAGAGCAAGAAAGAUAAACGUGAAGAGAAAGCGACCGAGGACAGAGUCGUCACCAUAAAGACAGAAGGAAAAGACGAAAUUCCUGAGAACGCUGGAAAAGAUGGGGAGGAAGGUACAACACCUUAAAUGGGAGAGACAGUUUCCGAAUCUGUCUGCAAUAAGGAAAGAUGCAUGUUAAAAAAAUGGGUAUUUUUAUUGGCCUGUGCUCAUA
Penaeus indicus is the source of this 1940-nucleotide messenger RNA. Its product is annotated as NPC intracellular cholesterol transporter 1-like. Gene Ontology annotation, cellular component: plasma membrane. Gene Ontology annotation, molecular function: cholesterol binding. The transcript is spliced from 11 exons. Gene Ontology annotation, biological process: intestinal cholesterol absorption; cholesterol homeostasis. Bases 212 to 1855 code for a protein of 547 amino acids. The record is from RefSeq and is a predicted model, not a curated record. Lineage: Eukaryota; Metazoa; Arthropoda; Malacostraca; Decapoda; Penaeidae.